Bursaphelenchus xylophilus (pine wood nematode) is the source of this 818-nucleotide messenger RNA. Lineage: Eukaryota; Metazoa; Nematoda; Chromadorea; Rhabditida; Aphelenchoididae. The record is from the annotation of a GenBank genome assembly.
AUGACUGCAAAAGGCGGGGGGAUUCUCCCCCAUCAUCGUUCCGUCGAGCUUUCGUGUUUUUCCUUUGAUCGGGCAGAUAUAAUCCAGACUGGUCAGACCUAUACUAUUUGUUAACUCGAUUAACUUGCAGAUCUUUUGAUGCUCGGCCAAGAACUCACAGCCAUGGUCAGUCGCGCUGUCUCCAAACCCAUCGAUAUAACUGGAGCCUAUCGUCGGGAGCCCUUCGAUCAUACCGACCUAUCCUAUUCGACCUCCGCCCAAAGAACCGCAGAACCCAAACACAAGCCGGUGAUCCGAGUGAGGCCACAGAUCAAGAAACCAGAGACCCCAAAAACAAAUCAUCUGAAUGUGGCUGUGCAACAAGGAAAGGUGCACAGCGACGUGAACAAAGAGAACGUGUCCUUCACCAACAAAGUCCCCCUCAUAUACAACCUUUAUGGUAAGCGCACUAAUUCAUCAUUUUGGUGGACGAUUGAGCGAUUAAUAAUCGUUGUAUUUUAGCUAACCCAUCCCCCUCAACUAUCCCAUUCCAACCAAACCCACUCCGAUUUAAGGAUUCUUCUGAAUGUUCUUGUGGCGGCUUCGAUUGUUUGGCGACGGCUAGUCAUCAUGCUUCGGCAUGUUGGGACGUGGACGAUGAAAACCAGGACCUGGAAUGCUUCCCUUCAUUGCCAGCCGGUUUCAGAAGUGUGGGCGACGUGAUUGGGUAUGCAAAUGUGGUCAGAGCUCAGAGACAGGAAGCAUUAGGAAAAUUAGACUUGGCACUACUACAUCUGAACAAUUUACGACGAGAACGCCAACGCUCGGCCAGACAAUGA